AUGGAUUUCGAAGACGAUGAGUCGACAGAUGAUGGCUCUGAAUACAAUGGAUUUGAUAACUCCGAGCAAGAAGAAUGGUGGAGGGAAGAUAAGAGCGAAGAUUUGGAUUUUGAAGAAGACAUUGAGGAGCAUGAGUAUACCACCUCCGGUAACACGGCACGAGCGGUGAAGAUUCGGCUCUUUUUGACCGAUGAGGAAAUGAGCGACUUCGAGUGGAUGAAAAACUUUGUCGCCGAAUGCACUUGUGAUGGCGUCGUUGUCGCCACCGCUCUAGCCCGGUAUAUUUAUCGAGAGGGCAUGCGCUCUGAACUCUGGGAAAGGAUGGAAGAACCCAGCAAGGAAACGUGCGAUGUGGCCUUCCAUGUCUUUGAUCGAUAUGGAACAGUCAAGACCAAGUAUAAGGACCAUCCGGUGCAAAGAGGAACUGGUGUAGGGAAAACGAGCUUGAUCAUGGCCCUCUUUUCUAUGCUCCCCAAUUAG
Messenger RNA from Penicillium longicatenatum, 480 nucleotides. RefSeq lists its product as uncharacterized. The record is from RefSeq and is a predicted model, not a curated record. NCBI's taxonomy places the organism in Eukaryota, Fungi, Ascomycota, Eurotiomycetes, Eurotiales, Aspergillaceae. The coding region runs from base 1 to 480 and encodes 159 amino acids. The transcript has a single exon.